AUGUCGGCCAUCGAGAGUCUCACCACCCAUCUCGUCUCUCUAUCAACCCCUCGUCCGUAUUCUGCUGCCGUAGAGCAUCCCUUCCUCACCGCCGCCGGCCUUGGGACACUCCCUCCCGCCCUCCUCUCCCUCUACCUCUCCCAAGAUCGCAUCUACGCUGCGCACGCCUACCCAGCGUUUAUUGGUCGCCUUCUCGCAGUCAUCCCAUUUUCGUCGCUCGAUGAUCUGGAUUCUGAAGCGGAGCGGCGCAAUCAGCGUAUCGUGCAGAUGCUCUGCGGAGCGGUGCAGAACGUCGUGCGCGAAGUCAACUUCUUUGGCGAGACCGCGAAAACCUGGAAUCUGCAGUUGAAAGGUUGGAAAGAACGUAAGGCUACACGGGACUACACUGCAGAGAUGGCACGUGUGGGCGCGGAGGCAAGGUUAGAAGAUGGGCUAGUUUUCCUGUGGGCGAUGGAGAGGGUGUAUCUCGACGCAUGGCGGUAUGUUGGCUCGCUGAAGCCCAUUUGCACAAGUGAAUCCGAGCAAUCUACUGCGCCUGCGAUCGCUGAACUUGUUUCAAACUGGACAAACCCUGAAUUUGUCGCGUUCGUCGACGACCUCGCCGAUAUUGUGAACAGCCUUGAGAUCCAACCCGGCUCUUCGGCAUGGCUCCGAGCGGAGCAGAUUUGGGCGCGCGUCGUGGAGCUCGAGGAGGCGUUUUGGCCCAUCGGUGGAGAAGAGCUUAUAUCACUGGGUUCAAGUGAUCUCGUGCCAGAAACGUGA
This is a messenger RNA of Fibroporia radiculosa, 762 nucleotides long. RefSeq lists its product as uncharacterized. Bases 1 to 762 code for a protein of 253 amino acids. The transcript has 3 exons. The record is from RefSeq and is a predicted model, not a curated record. NCBI's taxonomy places the organism in Eukaryota, Fungi, Basidiomycota, Agaricomycetes, Polyporales, Fibroporiaceae.